Molecule: messenger RNA, 2306 nt
Organism: Penaeus indicus
Lineage: Eukaryota; Metazoa; Arthropoda; Malacostraca; Decapoda; Penaeidae
Product: ankyrin repeat domain-containing protein 40-like
Exons: 6
Coding region: 144-1022 (292 amino acids)
Molecular function (GO): protein binding
Source: RefSeq, a predicted model, not a curated record
CUUAGAACAGCCAAGUGGUGUUAUUGUUUACAAAUUGGGUGACAAAUUGCUUUAAAAUAGCGAUAAUUUUGGUUAAUUUACUCUCAUUUCCCCGCGAUUAAGCAUAUCGCUGUAGCAUUGCUUAGCAGAAGUGACUAGUCAGAAUGGACAGCCAAAAACAGAACGAAGAGAAGCUACGGGAAGCCUGCUGUUAUGGCGACAACGAAGCCGUCAUUGCCUUGGUUACAAGGGGUGCGAACAUCAACAGUAAACACGAGAUAAACGGCUGGACUGGACUCCACUGGGCAGCGAAGCGAGGGAAUUUGGACACUGUGAGGUGGCUGCUGGCUAAUGGGGCCGAUCCGAAGAUAACCAACAACCAGUCUCAGACCCCUGCCCAGCUGGCGACUAAUCCACUUAUACUGCAGUUAUUAGGUACGGACAGCGCGAGCCCAGAAGGAACAGCCUCAAGUUCUGAGUCCCUCCCCAUCACACCCGGUUACAUGGCACACCCCCCCCCAAUCAACCAGACAAGCCACAGCACAAACAGUCCCCCUUCGAAGCCGCUGACCAAUGGGAUAACGGAGGUGAACGGGUACCCUGGCACGGGCAGCCUCCCUUCCAACAGCAACCCAUCCACGUCCAGCUGUGUUCCUCGUCCAGGGAUGAACCCCACGCAGGCACAGGACCUAACUCAGAAUAAGCCUAAAGAGCUGGUGUUAAAGGUCCGCAUUGCCAACACCGACGACCCCGACUUCAUCGAAAUUGACUUCCCCAUCACGCACAUGAACUUCAGCCAGCUCCUCACUGUAUGCUGUAAAGAGUUGGCCGUUAAUCCUCAGAUGGUGGAGAGAAUAAGGAAACUACCCAACACCCGCCUUCGAAACGACAAAGACGUGAGGCGCCUGGAAAACUUCACCGAACUCGAGCUUGUCAUUAAAGGGCAGAGCAGGCCGGCCCUAACGCGAUCGGACUCCCACUCCACGUCUAAAAACAGCUAUCAGUCCAUUUCUUCCUUCAAAAACCAGACCAUUUUGUACUGAUCGAGGAAUUUUUUUCCAGGAUACGAUGUGUUCUCUGGAGAUUUUGUAGAAGAAAUGUGCUAAUUUUUGUUUGUAUAUUGAGUUUUAUUCAUUUGUUUUGUUUUUUUGUUAUUAUGUAAUAUUUUUGUUUUGAUAUGUUUAUGGAGAAAAAAGAAAACAUUUUUACGUCAGGGUGUAGAUGUUACAUUUGAAAAGAAGUCCAUUUGUAGCGAGCUUCCAGAUUACGUAUAGCAUGAAGAUUGUAAUAUACUUGGCUUUCAUUUAUGUUUAGUAAGUAAAUUAGAAAAUGAUAAAGAACAGUAACUUUAACGAAAGAGAAGUAGCAAGGCCUUGCUUUUUAUUGGUUUUACAUGUACAUGCAUAUGCACGCACAAACCCACACCCACAACCAUGCCAACACACACACACACACACACACACACACACACACACACACACACACACACACACACACACACACACACACACACACGCAAUAUAUAUACAUGGUUAUUUUCUUUCCUAUGAUUUUCUGUCAGUGUAAUGCAUGCUAAAUAGAUGAUGUUGGACUCUGUACUUACUGGGUAACUUUUUUAAAAUCAGAGUUUUUCUUUCAAUCUCUCAGUAAUAUUUGUUUUCCUUCUUCUUUGGUAGGGAAGAAUGAUGUAGGAAGAUUGAUACAGUAUUCUUGACGUAUUUUGUGCUUCUGUAUUCAUUUGAAUUGUGACUUUACUGAGCAGUGAAUUAAGUACCUUAUCAUUCCCUCGGAAAGAGGCUAUUGGAACAAAAUAUUCUAUUCUUGCCAGGUUUGUGAGUAGAACAGGAGUUACAAGAACUUAAUUUUGUCUUUCGUCUGUUGACCCACUCAAGAUCAGCGUUGCAUGGGUGUAAUGAUGAAAAGAUCAGGAGUAAACCAACCAAAGGGGUAAUGGUCACUGAUAAGUUACGUCAUUGAAAGUUAGGCAAGAGAUGUCAGGAAGCCAAAAACUGGAUAAGUGUUUAGUAAUGGAGUCGUGGCAUCUCUCAGACAGAAAAGAAAGAUACAGUGGUAGUACAUGGUUUGAAUAGGGUACAUUGUGACAGAUGUGUGAAUGAAAAUUACUAACUUCAGAGAGUAGGGUAUGCAACUGACCUGUUUUAGUGUUUCAUCUUUAUCAGAAUUAUGUGAUAGUUGUGAUAAAGACAUAACUUCAAAAUGCAUCACUUAUAUGUCUUGCUCUUCUGAAGUUAAAAAUUUUCUUUCAUUACUGUGAUUCUCAACACCUUUAACCAAAGCGAAGAGUGGCAUAAUAAAUGGAAGAAUUA